GCCCGCCCGUGGAGGCGACCCCGGAACCCCGCGCCGUUGAAGGGACCCCGAGUGAGCCCGAGCACCCUGUUGGAUUUGAGUGAAGCCCGAGGAGAACGGGGUAACUGGGGAGAGCAGCGGAGGGCAACGGAGCUGGCCCUGCACGCCCGGGCAGUCGUGGUGGCCAGGCGGCGAGUUGGGUGAGCGAGCGCGGAGUGAGCAAGCCGGGGGCGGAGUCGAGCCCCGGCUGAGCUCCCAGACCGGUGGGCCCGGGCCCCAGCCGGCCUGACCUCGGGUCUGAGCCGGGCGGCCCAGCCACAGAGGGACGGACAGAGCGAGGAGACAUGGCCACACCAUUCCUGCCCGCGGGGGCCACCACGGGCGACAGCGGUGGAGAGCUGAGCUCAGGCGACGACUCCGGGGAUGUGGAAUCCCCCCAGAACCCCGAGACGGAGGCGUCCAGGAACCUGGCGGAGCUGUUUGAGAAGGCUGCCGCGCACCUCCAGAGCCUGAUUCAGGUGGCCAGCAGAGAGCAGCUCUUAUACCUGUAUGCCAGGUACAAGCAGGUCAAAGUUGGAAAUUGCAAUACUCCUAAACCAGGCUUCUUUGAUUUUGAAGGAAAGCAAAAAUGGGAAGCGUGGAAAGCACUUGGUGACUUGAGCCCCAGUCAAGCAAUGCAGGAAUAUGUCGCAGUAGUUAAAACAUUAGAUCCAGGUUGGAAUCCUCAGAUACCAGAGAAGAAAGGAAAAGAGGCAAAUAGUGGUUUUGGCGGGCCAGUUGUUAGUUCUCUAUAUCAUGAAGAAACCAUCAGGGAAGAAGACAAAAACAUAUUUGAUUACUGCAGGGAAAACAACAUUGACCAUAUAACCAAAGCCAUCAAAUUGAAAAACAUGGAUGUGAAUACGAAAGAUGAAGAGGGCAGAGCUCUACUCCAUUGGGCAUGUGAUCGAGGACAUAAGGAAUUAGUCACAGUCUUGCUACAAUGUAAAGCUGACAUUAAUUGUCAGGAACCGGGGACAGCUGUCAGCCCUGAGGGUCUGUUGGGAAGAGAGAGAGCACGCCUGAAGCCCUGUUUAUUGAGGGGAAGACACUGGAGAAAGUUCCACCCAAAUGAGGGAUUGGGUUUCCGACCGGGUGAAGCCCCAUUCCAUGGGGCGACACCCACUCCCAGAGCUUCCUUCCCCUGCAGAUCGGAGGUGAGGUCCAUCUGCCCAAGGUCCACCUGCUCUCCGCUGGGAACUGAAGCCACUUGCACACCUUGGUUGCUCAAGGCUAAAUGUCGCGCUCGCGGUGCCCCCCCCAACAUGUGGAGGCUGAGAUUUGUCGUUUGAGACAGACCCCUUCCGCAAACCCGAAAUACUCUAAAGACUACAGAGGACGGUGGUAUCCAUUUUAGGAAUUCUGGCUUCCCACACAGACUCCGGAUUCCGAAAAUAAAACCAUCUGGGAGAAUAGU
Messenger RNA from Marmota monax (woodchuck), 1435 nucleotides. It is a transcript of the gene Acbd6, whose product is annotated as acyl-CoA binding domain containing 6. Lineage: Eukaryota; Metazoa; Chordata; Mammalia; Rodentia; Sciuridae. Gene Ontology annotation, molecular function: protein binding; fatty-acyl-CoA binding. The coding region runs from base 324 to 1310 and encodes 328 amino acids. The record is from RefSeq and is a predicted model, not a curated record. The transcript has 7 exons.